Dimorphilus gyrociliatus is the source of this 2255-nucleotide messenger RNA. The record is from the annotation of a GenBank genome assembly. Lineage: Eukaryota; Metazoa; Annelida; Polychaeta; Dinophilidae.
CAGUUCGAUCCGCACUAUCGAACAAAUAGCAAGUCAGUAUAUAGUAUACCGCCGCCUCUAUAAAGCAUUGGAUGGAUAACCUAGGCCUACUUUUAGGAUGUUAUUAAACAAUUUUGCAAGGGAUUAUCGAAAUCAUUUUCCAGCUUACUGUCAAAUUGUCAAGACUGAUUUAGGAUCAACGAUUUUAUCUAACCACCGUGUUUACGACGGUUCUAAAUUGGUUGUUCAUGGAUUGACAAAGCAAUCGAAGGUAUUGGGUACAACUAAAUCAAGAUAUUUUUCAAUACCAUUAACAUAUCAAGGAAAAUUCAAGUUUAAGCCUCAAAUAUUUGAAGGUGUAGAAUCAUUAUUGAGAUCCCACCCAGAAUAUCUCGUUAGAGUUGUACGAAUAAGUGAUAAUGACUUACCUAUAUCUGUUGGAGAUAUAAUUAAAUUUAAACAUAUCGAUACAUUGCAAAGACCGAAGAAACCUUACAUAAAAUGUGAGAAAAUAGAUCCUAAAACUGGAAAGACCAAAGACUUUAAACUGCCAAUAUCAUCCAGAGCGGUGUUCGAAGAAACGAAUAGUUCUUACAACAAUGUUUACAGCAUUAAGGAUUUACUACCUUUCAUCGAAGAUCAGACGAUUUGCGUAGAAUUAGUUAUGAGGAGCAGCGAUCAAAAAGAUGAACGUUUCGAUCUACCUCUAAACGAGUCAAUUGUUCUACAUAGUAUCUUUGUAGACUCAGCAGUUUACAUUAGUUUGAAUCAUCCGGAAGCUCCGGCUUUUCACCUACCCAUUAGGACGAACAUAUACUUAGAAUUAUAUAGAUCUAUUCCGAAAUCGGAAAGUCCUCUACUCACAAAGAAGCCCAACAUAUUGUCUAUGAUGGAUCGAUGUGCCGAAAUAGUAGACGCCGAUUCUUUUCAGGCUCUUCUAACUAAUAAAUCGUUUGAUUCUAUGAGUUUGAAAAAAACUCGAGAUUAUGACGAUAAUUUAGUUUUCGAUUUCUCUCGAUCCGUAGCUACCUCAUCUACUACAUUCGAUAAUGAAUCGAUAAUCAACGGAUCGGUGUUUGCUGGCAAUUCAGGAACUCUGUAUAAGCCCAAGAACCCGGUUUCGAAAUCUUUUAAUGAUUUACUAUUCGACGCUGAAUUCGAUCAGUUCUACACCAGAUCGUAUACACCGCGUUCAGAAAAUCCACAAAGUGUCCACGAACGAGUUCGGUUAAAUAGCGAAUACUACGAACAACAAACUUUGGCUGAGAAGAACGCUAGGAAGCAACAAACUUCCGGGGAUAAUCUGCCCGGAACAGCUAGAGUCUACGUCAGGAACAAUGAGUCACACGAAACGAAAUUUUCAACGCCAACUCUAACAAACGAAACUGAAGAAAAUCCCUCUCAACAAAACGGAAAUGUAAAUGGGACAACUUCAGUAAUGCAUAGCGUUCCUCAGUUUCCAACAGGCGUACCUCAGAAUGGUAUAAUCCUACUCCCACUAUCCAUUCCUCAAACUAACGGAUCCGCUCAAAACGUCUUUCUACUUCCGGCAGAAUCUGAUGGAAAGGCGGACACGGCGUCACAGAGCGGAUACGUUUUAAUGCCGGUUCAAAUCGCUAACGACGGUAACAUUAAGAAAGCAUCAUCUAUUAGUAACCUAUCGACAAACAAUGGCGUUUUUGCAGGAAGAAAUGACUUUGAUAGUGACGAUGAGGUAAACUCCUACGACCUUUUAAAUGACAGACGAAAGUACAUAACAGCUGAAGGCUCUCGUAGAGCUGCCAAAAGACCUGUAGACAUUCCUGCCGACGGCGAUUUAUACAACUUCUCUGUAAAGAAAUUAACGGACGUCUUCCGAGAACUAAAUAUACCUGAAAAUACGGUUCAAAGGUGUAGAAAGGCGAAAAUUGAUGGAAAGAAGUUUUCAAAAUUGUCCCCCAUUGACCUACAAAAAUUGGGUUUGCACAGCAGUCCAAUACUUCAACAUUUCUACAGGAAUACUUAUAAGAAUCAUUUGAAACGCUAUUGAGGAAUAUAUAUAUAUAAAGCACUUUAUAUAGUCGCUUCCCUCUUCUUUGUACUUUCUUUUUUUUGUCUUUUUAUAAUACUUUUUUCCGAUUUUUUGGAAAAAUGCGCCAUCUAACGAGUUAAUUUGAAUGUUUAUAAUAGAUUAAAAAUUAACUCACGAAUGUAUAAUUGACUUAAUCUAAUAAAUGAUAAUUUUGUUCUUUAAAUGCUGAAUCAAAUAAAACUUUAUGAAUAAAUAUUUUUUUAUU